AUGAGUGCCCACCUCCACCACCACCAUGUGGCGAAUUCCCACCACCACCGCCAUGCUUCGGCCGCCGCCAUUGCCAUCGCCACUGCCACAAGAAGUGCUGCUUCCCACCUCCACCACCAUGCUUCGAUGAGAAGCCACACUCUGAUGGCGAACAGUGCCACGGACCAUGCUGCCCACCUCCACCACCUCCUCCACGCGAUGGUUGCCCAGGACCAGAGCACAAGCCAUGCCAUGAUGGACCAGCUCCACCACCACCAUUUGGCGGAUGCCACGGACCUCAUCACAAGCGUUGCUGCGGCUUCCCAAUGCCACCUCCUCCAUGCCCAUGGAAGAAGCACGGCAAGCGCUCAUCAUCGUCUUCUUCUUCGUCUUCAUCAUCUUCGUCCUCGUCCUCAUCAUCUUCAUCAUCAUCGUCCUCAUCGUCUUCCUCUUCUUAUUCAUCAUCAUCUUUAA
Trichomonas vaginalis G3 is the source of this 453-nucleotide messenger RNA. RefSeq lists its product as uncharacterized. The record is from RefSeq and is a predicted model, not a curated record. Lineage: Eukaryota; Parabasalia; Trichomonadida; Trichomonadidae. The coding region runs from base 1 to 453 and encodes 150 amino acids. The transcript has a single exon.